Molecule: messenger RNA, 3135 nt
Organism: Cryphonectria parasitica EP155
Lineage: Eukaryota; Fungi; Ascomycota; Sordariomycetes; Diaporthales; Cryphonectriaceae
Exons: 3
Coding region: 1-2970 (989 amino acids)
Biological process (GO): establishment of cell polarity; regulation of protein secretion; regulation of exocytosis
Cellular component (GO): plasma membrane; cytoplasm
Molecular function (GO): GTPase activator activity; myosin II binding; syntaxin binding
Source: RefSeq, a predicted model, not a curated record
AUGGCUUCAUUCCUGCGCGGGAAGCAGGCUGGCAUGCAGAAUGAUCUGUCUGCCAGCAUCCUGCCCCAGCUCUUCAGUCCAGACGAACAGGCGCGAUUCGGAAUCAACUCUCAGAUCAGCUGCCUCGCAUACGACCCGGUUCAGUCCCUCCUCGCCGUCGGUACGAACGAUUCCAAGUUUGGCCAAGGGCAAAUAUAUGUCUUCGCCCGAGAUCGCAUCCAGAAGUUUCUCGUCCCGAACAGACCGGCCUCGAUUAGGACCGUGCAGUUCUGCGCCAACAGGCUUGUCAGUCUAGAUGCCAAGGGCGAGCUGGCAGUAUGGGAUCUGGACACUGCCAAGAGGGUUGCGGGGGGUUCUUAUGGCGGUACCGUUGUCACCAUGAUCACAGACCCCAUGCUCGACUGGGCCAUCGUCGGCCAGGCGAGCGGUGAUGUGAGCGCCUUUGACCUUGACCGAGGGAGGCUUUCUCCCUUCAGGAUACCCAACUUCUGGAGGAGCAAGGACCCCAAGGCAUCCCUGGUCACAAUGGUCUCCCUGCAGAUGCAUCCUCGCGAUGUCGGAAAGCUGUUGAUAGGCUAUUCUCACGGUGCCGUCAUCUACUCCUUCAAGCAGAAUCAGCCCACCAAGUUCUUCGAAUACGUCCUGCAGCCCGGCGCCCCGGGUGGCAAUGCUGAAAACGUCAACUCUGUGCGCAGGCCGAGGCUGACGCACGCCCUGUGGCACCCGACCGGUACAUUCAUCCUCACGGCACAUGACGACGGAAGCCUGGUAUUCUGGGACGCCAAGGACGGUAGGAUAGUCAUGGCAAGGUCCCUGUACGAGACCAAGGUCGACCAGACCGUACGGCCAGCACCGUCGCCCAGGCCCAUCCAGCCAUAUGUGAAGAUAUCGUGGUGCUGCAAAGACAAUCCGGACGACACUGCCCUCUUGAUCGCUGGCGGACAGACAGCGGACGAGCCCGAGAGGGGCUUGACCUUCCUGGAACUUGGGCAAACUCCAAACUAUGCCACGUCGACCUGGCAAAUCCUCGAGGAUCAUCUGAAGGGCAAACGUCAAAGUGUGCUCCCGACACCGCCUGGGACGGAUGUUGCAGACUUUUGCCUGCUGCCUCGCUCUUCUCCUCACUUUGCUGGUGCUCAAGACCCUCUUGCUGUUGUGGUGACGCUCUAUUCGGGUGAGCUGAUCACCAUGAGCUUCCCUUCGGGCUUCCCGAUCAGCCCGACCAACCAACUCCAUCCCUCUCUGUCAUUUGUGCAUCCUUUCGUCAUGAAAGUGGUUGUCUCGACCUUGGAUCGAGGCCGAUGGUUGGGUAUGAUGGAGAAGCGUAGCAAGGGAGAAGAUCUACUGAAGGGGGGCGCUGAGGCGCCAAAACCCUGGCGCAGAUAUGAGGGGCGCAACAUCAUUCAGGUGGCUCAUGCAGACAGCACCAUUCGGCUGUGGGACCUCGGACAUGGCGACGAGAUGGAGAACACGGGCCAGCUCCAGGUCGAUAUGGCCCGCGCCGUUGGCAGGUAUGAAGACGUCAGCGUGACCGCCAUGCAUCUGGCCCCUAAGACUGGCGACUUUGCCGCGGGCACACAGAUGGGCGAGCUUGUCAUCUGGCGAUGGGGCGGAAACCCGCGAGCCGGGCGUGACGAGGCCAAGGAGAUGGAUCCAAACCCAGGCCACUUGUCUGACAUUACGUCAAGAGCUGAGCCCUCGCUGAAGGAGGGCCUUCAGCCGUACGUGCUGUACGAGAUGGCCAAGGGGUCGAUCUCCGCAGUGGCCGUGUCAGAUGUCGGGUUCGUUGCUGUCGGUUCUGAAGGAGGCUUCUUCAGCAUCAUCGACCUCCGCGGCCCUACCAUCAUCUUCCAGGCGUCGAUGGCCGAUUUUGCGAAGAAAGAGAAAAGGACGUCAUUCCUCAAAGGCCAUUCCAAAUCCUCUGCCACUAUAGACUAUCCCGUCAAGAUUGACUUUGGCGUCAUGACCCUGGAUGAUGACGGCUAUUCCAGCAUCGCGUGUUUCGUUGGUACAGACCAAGGCAAGGUGGUCACAUUCAAGCUUCUCCCGUCGGGAAAUAGCUAUUCUGUCGAGAUGGUGGGCAGUGUUUCGCUCAGCGACAGGGUGGUGGCUCUCUGCCCAAUCGUGGCGGAGACCGGCCGGGCUGCCGGAGCUACGCCAGAGAUUGUUGGCGGCCUCAGGAGUGGUCAGCAUGUAAACGGCGUCCUUGUAGCUGUAACCCAAUCGGAAAUACGUGUCUUCAAACCCGCCAGCUCCAAGGGUGCCUCCAAGACUUUCGACGAUGUCAUAUGCAAUGCAGCGUCUGUGGCCAACGUUGAACCUCAUGGUUCCGCCCUCGUCGCUACCUUCGGUGACAACACUGUCCGGGCGUUCAGCCUACCCGGCCUCAAAGAGAUCAACCGAGCAUCAUUGCCCAUGCUCGACGCCUCGCGAAAUACGCUUAACAUCAUCGCGUGCACAGGUGAUGUGAUCGGCUGGGCCGGCCCAUCGGAGCUGGUUGUCAUCCCCGUGUGGGGCACCGGUCGGGGCCGCGACAAGCUAAACGACGAUGACAAGCUCAUCAACCCUGAGGCUGCGAUACCGCCGCGUCCCACCAUCUCGAACAUGCAGUGGCUCUCCGGCACGCAGUACAUCUCACCUACGGAUCUAGACCUUCUUAUCGGCGGACCCGAUAGGCCGCCCAGCAAGCGCAUGCUCGACGCCGCAGCUGCAGAACAGCAAGCCGCAAAGGCGGCGGGCUCAGGCUCCAGUGCGUCGGCAGGGCCUGCAAGGCCGGGCACAGUACAGGAGGGAUGGGGCGAGUACCUGACAAGACAGAUUAACGAAAGGACGGACAAGCUGAAUUUGAUGACCGAUAACGUGGGGGAUCUCGAGGAGCAGAGCUCUCGCUGGGCAGAUGAUGUCAAUAAGUUUGUGGGCAAGCAGAAACGAAACGUGGUACUGGGUGGCCUGAAGAGCAAGUUCUUCUGACGUGUGUGCUUUUACUAUUUAUAUCUACAUGUCUUGGGGGAUGGGACGGCGCUUUGGGACGGACGGGCAAUUCUUUGUACAUGGACAUUAUAGGCGUAGUGGUCACUCGGACUGCCAUUGUUUCUGCUUCCAACUACUUGACCAGCCGUAGCUUGAACAUUUUAA